UGCGGCCGGGUGCCCUCCACCGCCGGGUUCUGGGGCCUGUCGCCGCCCGCACCCUUCCAGCCUGCUCCCGGGCACCUCAGGUUCCCUCCGCAGCUAGCCUGGGACCGGUGUCACGGACGGGAGAGUUCCCCUCUGAUGAGUGUGUAGUGCUGUGCCUCCGAGGAGAAGUGGGAGACCUCUUCCUCUCCGGACUAGCACGCUUCAAGCCCCUAGCGACAGCCCCUUCUUCCCGCCCUGCCCCGCCUGGGCCUCCCCAGUCUGACACUCGCUCGCAUCUGUAACAGAGCCACGUAUCCGCCCACCCCGUCCCCACCUGUAACUGCCCACCUUCCUGCCCCCGUCCUGCCUCUCGUCUUCAAUGAAGACUGCACCUUCCUCUGGGCAGCACUAUGCGCUGUUUCCUCUUACUACCCUCCCUGCCCCUUCUGCACACACCCCCUAGUCCUCGCCUGCACGUACAACCCGGUUCUCAGCUGGGUUCUCGUAGCCUCCAAGACUGGCAACCCCUGGACCAUCCUUCCUGCCGCGGGCACCCAUGACACUCCUCCACCUGCAAGCAUCCUUCCUGCAGUCGCUCAGGAGGACCUCAGUAACCAGCUUCAUUUCCCAUUCCGGUCUCAGAACUAUAGACUUGAAGCAGAGACCUGGGAACCUGGUCUCAUGGUGUCAGUGGCAUCUGGCUGGCCAGAACUGGCAAGCCCCUAAGACUUAACAAGGGGUCGUGCAUGCAGAGCUGUGUUGGUAGUUCCUCCUCCCUGCCCCUCUUUGGAGCUUCACUGAGGACCAUCUUUCUGGACUGGGCCCCACAGACCGUCCUUUUUGCUGCUCCCCAGAUCUCAACGUGGCAGUCCUGCUGGGACCUGUGAGUCCACAGGCCCUCGCUGCUGACCUCCACCUUCUGUGUGUCCCGAGGCCUGGUGGAAGGUACAUUGGAGGAGCCAGCCUAGUUCUUUCUGGAUAAGACAAGGGAUUUGUGUCACAGAGCACCAGCUAAGUCUCCUUCCCUUUACAGUUGUGACCUUGCUUCCACAGCCUGCAGCUGCUCUGUGGAGUACGUGAGAGCAUUUUUACCCAGCUGCCCAACAGCACACCCCAUCUGCUGUGCCCGCGGAGCAGAGGGUGUGGGAAGAAAGGUCUAGAGUGUGCAGGAGGCAGGUGCCCCCUUUUCACCCUCUGCCUGAACGUGGCAUGUGUACCCGUGGAGCUCUUACAGACACGUGUGACCCUGUCAUCUGAGUCUCCGACCGUCCUUCACUGCGGUGUGGCUGUUCUCAAGGUGGCUGUGCAGGUCCUGCCUAGCGCGCAGUCUGAUGCCCAUCCAGCCCUUUGACCACCGGGAAUGGAAUGAGCCUAUGCACUCCCUCCGGAUCACUGUAGGGGGCCUUCCUGUGCUGGCCUCCAUGACCAAGGCCACAGACCCUCGCUUCCGCCCCCGCUGGAGGGUGAUCCUGACUUCCUUUGUGGGUGCUGCCCUCCUCUGGCUGCUGUACUCCCAUCAUCAGGCCCCAGUACCGGGCAGAUCCCCCGCCCACAAUGCACACAGCCGGAGGUUCAGCCCGGAUCGUGUGUCUCGCUACAAUGACACCUACCCCCUGUCCCUGCCACAGAGGACUCCAGGUGGGACUCGCUACCGGAUCGCAGUCAUUGCUGACCUGGACACAGGGUCCAGGGCCCAGGAGGAGAACACUUGGUUUAGUUACCUUAAGAAAGGCCAUCUGACCCUGUCAGACAGUGGGGACAAGGUGACUGUGGAGUGGGAUAAAGACCAUGGAGUCCUGGAGUCCCACCUGGCAGAAAAGGGGCGGGGCAUGGAGCUCUCUGACCUGAUUGUCUUCAAUGGGAAACUGUACUCUGUGGACGACCGUACAGGGGUCAUCUACCAGAUCGAAGGCACCAAAGCAGUGCCCUGGGUGAUCCUUUCUGAUGGUGACGGAACCGUGGAGAAGGGAUUCAAAGCUGAGUGGCUUGCUGUGAAGGACGAGCACCUGUAUGUGGGUGGCCUGGGCAAGGAGUGGACCACCACCACAGGGGAGGUGAUGAACGAGAACCCCGAGUGGGUGAAGGUGGUAGGCCACAGGGGCAGCGUGGACCACGAGAACUGGGUGUCCAGCUACAAUGCUUUGAGAGCUGCCGUCUGUGCUGUGACCCCAGGCUACCUCAUCCACGAAUCCGCCUGCUGGAGUGACACGCUGCAGCGCUGGUUCUUCCUGCCACGCCGGGCCAGCCACGAACGCUACAGCGAGAGGGCCGAUGAGCGCAAGGGCAGCAACCUCCUGCUGAGCGCAGCCCCAGACUUCAAGGACAUCUCCGUGAGGCGUGUGGGGGAGCUGGUCCCCACACAUGGCUUCUCAUCUUUCAAAUUCAUCCCUAACACUGACGACCAGAUCAUCGUGGCUCUCAAGUCAGAAGAGGACAGUGGCAGGAUUGCCACCUACAUCAUGGCCUUCACGCUAGAUGGCCGCUUCCUGCUUCCAGAGACUAAGAUCGGCAGUGUCAAGUAUGAAGGGAUAGAGUUCAUCUAGAUGAGUAAAGUUCCCAUGCCUGGCAAGGCGUAGGCAAAUCGCCUGAGGCACUGCCAGGACUCAAUUUCAUAAAAACCAGAGGAACACACUUUGACUUGUUUGUUGUUUUCUUUUUUAACUGAGCUGUAUGCCUGGAUAGAGGUUUCCAGAAUAGGAAACUGAGUCCCAGGCCAUGUGACACAGCUUCAGGAGACGUUCUGAAGCUGGGAGCGAGGGCAGGCAGGAGUCCUGUACAGGAAAGGCAGGGUCUCUGCCUACCCAUGCCUCACUCUGCACUGCCACCUUGUGGUAGGGAUUGGUCACUGCUGCAGGUGCCUUUUGAGCACUGGCCUUCAAAAUCCAGCCACGCCUCUCCUUUCCUCCAGCUCUUGCCUUUCCGAGUUCUCUGGCCAGUAAGUAUCUGAGGCAACUGGUGUGCUGAGUCUCAGCCUCACCCUGGGAGCACAAGGCAGUUUGAGGGUGGGCCUGCCAGAUAGGCACUCCAAGGCACCCCUCUUCCUCCUGUGUGCAGACCCUUGGAAAGUAAAUGUUUACACGGCAGGGCAAGGGCCCCACCCCUUGGGACACACCUGCCCACACUGCUGAAAUCAUUCUAGCGCAGGAUUGCUGCUUCCCAUGGCCCUCGGGAGGAUCUGGGGCUCUGCAGGCCUUUGAAUUAUUAACUUAUUUUUAUUAAGGUAAUUUCCUUUUCUACAGAACAGUCACCAAGUCUUAUCACACAGUGAAGGUGGAGUUCCCACAUCUACUCCCUGCAGCAACAGAAUCAUCAACAUAGCUGCAAUGGCGAAAUUAUCUUUUACAGAAAGGGUCUCUGGAUCCUUGGCUUCUGCCUUCUAGCAACUUCAGAAGCUGCCAUGUCUUCCCUUCCCAGCAGUGGCUGAGGGAGGGCUCUAGAGACCUGUCCCUGUUGUCCCCUGCAUUUUUUGCUGGCUCCCAGUGAGCAUUUAGCAGCCUUCUCCUGUUUUCUGUCACUUUCUGUUCAUGCUCAAGAGCAAAGGCUGCAGAGUCAGGGUCAGAGGUUGCCCUGUAGGUAGCAGCCACCUUAGUCAUCCUGCAACGCCCUUAGGCUAGGACACGGGUACUGGCGCAGGCACAGGUCUCUGAUGGCCCUCAUAAGCCCCUUCCUCUGGGAAGCGAGGCAGACCACUGCCACUGGGGCUCUCACUACCCACAUGGCAGCCUGUUGACUGGUGACGGUGACAUCUUUGUGUACUGUCUGUGUGUUGCUGAGAGCUAAGCCAUACCUCUUCGAUGUGUGUCAACUGUGUUCGAGUGUGCUUCUAAACUGAAAGGGAGAAAAUGAACCCUGUGGAGUCAGUGUGACCCUGAGGCAACACAGCACAGCCUUCACCUUCCUUUCCCUGACAGAAGCAGAGUGAUUGUGUCCUUCCCCCCCCUCCAUUUGUUUUGUAAACAAUAAAGUGUCAGGGGAC
Molecule: messenger RNA, 3955 nt
Organism: Microtus ochrogaster (prairie vole)
Lineage: Eukaryota; Metazoa; Chordata; Mammalia; Rodentia; Cricetidae
Gene: Cant1
Product: calcium activated nucleotidase 1
Exons: 4
Coding region: 1311-2522 (403 amino acids)
Biological process (GO): proteoglycan biosynthetic process
Molecular function (GO): UDP phosphatase activity; calcium ion binding; GDP phosphatase activity
Source: RefSeq, a predicted model, not a curated record